Messenger RNA from Clavispora lusitaniae ATCC 42720, 1071 nucleotides. The record is from RefSeq and is a predicted model, not a curated record. NCBI's taxonomy places the organism in Eukaryota, Fungi, Ascomycota, Pichiomycetes, Serinales, Metschnikowiaceae.
AUGUGGAGACCGGCUCUUUUUUGGUUCUACUUGACUUCUUUUGCAUUGUGCUUUUCUCCUUUCGUCUUCAAUCCACAUAACUUCUGUCUUCAAGAAUAUAUACUUGAUUAUGGAUUUUUCUUGGGGUGGCUUUUUGGUGGGAACCACAGCUCCUCUGACGAUACGUGGGUUGCUUUCAAAAAACACCAACGGGCGAAGUAUACCGGGUUCAAACUGAACAAGAGAGCAACCUCAGAUUCUACAAUCGCUCUUCUGGAAUCCAGCUCACUGCUGGCAAACAAGUUGGGAGAGGUUGGAACUUUGUUGUUUCAAGCUUUGCUAUUUUUGCUUCCUUAUCUAUACAUAACAGCACAAUCGGGAGUUCAAGAACCAGUGUCUGUUGAUCCUAUAACAAGAAUCGCGUUCUUGGCCUUGCUACCAAUAAUUUUGAAUCUCAUAAUGCUUUUGAUUCUUUUUCCUGUGCUGGUUGUUGCAGGGAACUUGCUUACUUUAUGUUUCAAGAGCAGCCCUUCUUUGUUUGCUGGAAUGUCUUACACCUGGGGCUUUUUAGGAUUGAUAAUUUGCGUCAACGUUACUCUUUUGUUACAUGACUGGAACGUGCCAAGGUCCCUUUGCGCCAUGAUUUGCAUCAUGAAAAUCCACACCUUUCUCAAAACCUUGACGUACAAUGCCUUACUAUCCAAAGAGUACCAAGACCACCAGUCGAAUUUGGCGUGGUGGUCCGGCAACUGGAACAUCAAAAGAUUUGGAUGGGCUGUGCUCUCCCAACCUUUUAGGGAAAUUUUGGUCAAAACCUGUGAUCUAACUCUGUUUGGCUACGAUUUUGUAUUGGGCCAUUUCUUGUUCACGGCCAUAUUUCCUGUAGCUCUUGUUCCUCUUGUGGAUAAGGCGCACACCUAUAUUCUUUUUUGGUUAAAACCGAGCAGAAUUGUACACGGCCCUAUCUACUCUAAGCGGCAGAGGAAAAGAAGAAGAAGACAAUCCGUUCUCUACUCCUUAUUGUAUUUGACAGUUGUGCUGUGUUCGUGUGCCAUGGUGGUUGUUCCGGCAAUAUUUUCUCCGCAAUUUUAA